AUGGUCAAGGAGGAAUGGAGAGGGUUAGGAGAAGUACAAUUCACCGAAAAUUUGAAGGCUUUGACGGUUCCUUUAGGGAGAUGGCAUAGAGACAACUUUGGUGAUAUGGACAAGAAAAUCAUGAAAUUUGAGGAAGAGAUUAAGAAUAAUGAUGACAUGGUCGGUAAUGGGAAUUAUGAUGGAACAGUGGAAGCAAGAAGGAGGGCGCUAGUUACUUGCUGUGAGAAAUGGUAUGUGAGGAAAGAACUACACUGGAAGCAGAUGUCGAGGUCUAGGCAUGCGAGGCACAUGGAUAAAAACACGAGAUACUUCCACAACUUAGCUUCCGCGAUAAGGAGGAAUAAUAGGAUUGAUGCUCUGGUUAUUAAUGGAAGAUUGAUAAGAAAUCAAGUCAGGAUCAAGAUUGCCAUCAGAGAAUUUUAUAAGGGUUUAUAUCAUCAAGAGCAGUCUCCUAUGGUGUAUUUUAGAGAUGGUCUGGUAGAAAUGAUCGGCGAGCAGGAUGCUAUGGCUUUAGAAGUGCUACCGACUCCUGAGGAGGUUAAAGAAGCAGUGUGGGAUUGUGAAUCUUCUAAGACUCCAGGAAGUGACGGGUUGCCGACAAAUGCUAAUGUCAUUUGGGUGGCGCUGGCUCCUAAGUUUACUGGUGCUAAGGAAAUCAAAGAUCUGUGA
This is a messenger RNA of Arachis ipaensis, 669 nucleotides long. RefSeq lists its product as uncharacterized. Lineage: Eukaryota; Viridiplantae; Streptophyta; Magnoliopsida; Fabales; Fabaceae. The record is from RefSeq and is a predicted model, not a curated record.